This is a messenger RNA of Paramisgurnus dabryanus, 871 nucleotides long. NCBI's taxonomy places the organism in Eukaryota, Metazoa, Chordata, Actinopteri, Cypriniformes, Cobitidae. The record is from RefSeq and is a predicted model, not a curated record.
UCAAUGGGGAACCGUCUGUGAUGCUGGCUGGGAUUUAACAGAUGCUGCAGUGGUGUGUAAUAGCAUGGGUUGUGGGACUCCUAUAGCAGCAGAGACUGGGGCUUUCUUUGGGCAGGGUUCAGGACCCGUGUGGCUGGAUGAUAUGAGUUGUUCUGGGAAUGAGCCAUCAGUGAAAAAUUGUUCAUCAAUGGCAUUAGGAACAAGCACCUGCAGCCAUGAACAAGAUGCUGGAGUCGUCUGUAACCCACCUGUUAGGUUGGUGAAUGGCAUUAACUCAUGUUCUGGACGAGUGGAGGUUCUUCAUAAUGGUCAGUGGGGAACAGUGUGUAAUGAUUUCUGGAACACUACUGAUGCUUCAGUGGUGUGUAAAGAGGUCGGAUGUCCAACUGGUGGUGAAGUGAAAAGCUUUACUUACUUUGGACCUGGUGGGGGAGCAUUAUGGAUGGAUGAUGUUUAUUGUACAGGGACUGAAUUGUCACUAACAGACUGCACAUUUCGUGGAUGGGGAAUACACAACUGUGAUCAUUCAUUUGAUGUUGGAGUCAUCUGUCGAGAUAUUAGACUGGUAAAUGGAUCUAAUCAGUGUUCUGGAAGAGUGGAGAUCUUAUAUAAUGAUCAAUGGGGAACCGUCUGUGAUGCUGGCUGGAAUUUGGCAGAUGCUGCAGUGGUGUGUAAUAGCAUGGGUUGUGGGACUCCUGUAGCUAUAAAGACCGGGGCUUUCUUUGGUCAGGGUUCAGGACCUGUGUGGCUGGAUGGUGUGAGUUGUACUGGGAGUGAGACAACACUUAAAAAUUGUCCUUCAAAUGCAUUGGGAACAAGCACCUGUAGCCAUGGACGAGAUGCUGGAGUCGUCUGCAACCGUGAGCUUUAA